AUGUCCUCCACCGACGCUACCAACCAGCCCGCCACCGCUGGUGAGACUGCCAACCUUGUCAAGGAUGACGUUACCGGCGAGAUGGUCUCCAAGUCCGAGCUCAAGCGACGAAUGAAGCAGCGAGAGAAGCAAGCUAAGAAGGCUACCAAGGCAGCUCAAGCCCCUGCUCCGGCCGCGGCCAGCGCUGCUGCAAAGUCUGCCGCUGCUUCCGAAGAAGAUCUCAACCCUAACCAGUACUACGAGCGUCGAUUCCGAACCAUCGCAGGCCUUCGCGAGACCAAGAACCCGGACCCCUACCCGCACAAGUUCCACGUUUCCAUCUCUCUCUCCGAGUUCAUCGGCAAGUACGAAGGCAAGCUUGAGGCAGGUCAGCAUCUUGACAAUGAGGAGGUUAGCAUUGCUGGCCGUUUGCACAACAUGCGUUCGGCUGGUCAGAAGUUGCGAUUCUACGACUUGCACGGUGAAGGUGUCAAGGUUCAGAUCACUGCUCAGCUUCAGGACCACACCGAUGGUGAUUUCCAUGCUAUCCACGACCUGCUUCGUCGUGGCGACAUUGUUGGUGUUACCGGUGUUCCGGGUAAGACUAAGAAAGGUGAACUUUCCAUCUUCCCUCGUUCCAUCAAGUUGCUUUCGCCCAACUUGAAGAUGUUGCCCAAGGCUUCCCAGGGAGAGAAGGGUGGAUUCACCGAUACCGAACAACGUCAUCGUAAGCGAUAUCUCGAUUUGAUCGUCAACAACCACGUUCGUGAUAUUUUCGUCAAGCGAGCCAAGAUCAUCAACUACGUUCGUCGUUUCUUGGACAACCUUGGAUUCUUGGAGGUAGAGACUCCGAUGAUGAACCAGAUCGCCGGUGGUGCUACCGCCAAGCCUUUUGUCACUUAUCACAACGAUCUCAAGCUUGAUCUCUUCAUGCGUAUUGCUCCCGAGCUUUUCUUGAAGGAGUUGGUCGUAGGUGGUUUGGAUCGAGUCUACGAAAUUGGACGUGUCUUCAGGAACGAAUCGAUCGAUCAGACUCACAACCCCGAGUUUUCGAUCUGCGAGUUCUACAUGGCUUACGCCGACAUGUACGAUCUCAUGGAUAUCACCGAGUCGAUGAUCAGCGGUCUUGUUAAGGCUGUUACCGGUUCGUACAAGAUCAAGUACCAUCCUGAUGGCAAAGAUGUGCAAGGUGGAAGAGAGUACGAGAUCGAUUUCUCCACUCCUUGGAAGCGAUUCGACAUGAUCAAAGAACUCGAGAAGCAGAUGAACGUUACUUUCCCUCCCGCCGACCAGCUUCACACCGAAGAGACGCGCCAAUGGCUCUCGGACCUUGCUGCUAAACACAACGUCGACUGCUCCGAACCUCGCACUUGCUCUCGACUUAUCGACAAGAUGACCGGCGAGUUCAUCGAGACUCAGUGCAUCAACCCUUCCUUCAUCGUUGGUCACCCGCAGGUCAUGUCGCCUUUGGCUAAACGUCAUCGUGACAUUCCGGGUCUUUGCGAGCGAUUCGAAGUGUUUGUUGCCACCAAGGAGAUCUGCAACGCAUACACCGAGUUGAACGAUCCAUGGGUUCAGCGUGCCAACUUUGAAGAACAGAGCCGACAGAAGGAUCAGGGUGAUGACGAGGCUCAGGGAAUUGACCAUGUCUUUAUCGAUGCCUUGGAGCACGGUCUGCCACCUACCGGUGGUUGGGGUCUGGGUAUCGACAGAUUGGUCAUGUUCUUGACCGACUCAAACUCGAUCAAGGAGGUAUUGGCUUUCCCGGCUAACAAGCCUUUGCCAACUGAUAACAAGGCUCAGUCUGUGCCUUCGAUUGAGGCUGCUGAUGGUGAAGCUGCUGCCGGUGAGGCUAAGGCCUAA
Molecule: messenger RNA, 1842 nt
Organism: Ustilago hordei
Lineage: Eukaryota; Fungi; Basidiomycota; Ustilaginomycetes; Ustilaginales; Ustilaginaceae
Product: putative lysyl-tRNA synthetase, cytosolic
Exons: 1
Coding region: 1-1842 (613 amino acids)
Biological process (GO): lysyl-tRNA aminoacylation
Cellular component (GO): cytoplasm; cytosol
Molecular function (GO): tRNA binding; ATP binding; lysine-tRNA ligase activity
Source: RefSeq, a predicted model, not a curated record